Messenger RNA from Rhagoletis zephyria (snowberry fruit fly), 1067 nucleotides. RefSeq lists its product as uncharacterized. Lineage: Eukaryota; Metazoa; Arthropoda; Insecta; Diptera; Tephritidae. The record is from RefSeq and is a predicted model, not a curated record.
GAUCUCCAGCGCAUACUGGCCAGUAUAGAAAUAGAACUUGCAAGCGCAGCAGCCAGUCAUUAGUAGCGAUAAAACGUGUAAUUGCAAAACAUGCUCCAAAGCGACAGCGACUAAGUUGAAGUGAAAACGUUCGGUUGAUAAGAGUAAAAGUGAGCUUAGCCAGUAGUUAAAACAAAAAGAAAAGAACAGCAAAUUUAAAAAGGAGUAAAAUUUUGCAAAGCAAAAUGCUGAAAAUUACUAGACUCGGCGGCAGCCUACUCUUGGCGGUAUUACUACUAUGCACAACCAUUCGGCGUGUGGCUGUUAACGCCGACACAAAAGUGCUCUACACAUUCAGUUUAUUUCAACCAGGUUACGGCAGCCGCGAUGAGGUCAUCACACUGGAAAAUGCAGGCACGGCGAAUGAAGAAUUGGUUGUCAGAGGCAAUUGGACAACUGAAUUUGGUCCACCCAACAAAGUUGGCCUCGUUUUUAGGGAGAUGACCGAAUAUAUUGCCGAUAAUAAGGGCUAUCGCGUGCGUUAUCGCAUCAUAGCAGUGCCCUUGGCGCAGGCUAGAUUGAGUCCAGGCGCACUAAUGUCAGCGGCCGGUUGAGAAUGCCACCAUGGAGAGACGAAGAGUAAAUAGACACCUACGUCGAAUUUUAAAUGAAAGUAUUUGUUUUUUUUUUUUGCUUGGACUUAAGUGUGUUGAAUUUAAUAUGAAAAAAAAGAUCGAAAGAGCGAAAAUAAAACUUUAAAUAUCUAAGCUUUGAGUUAAUUGUGUUGAUGCAUUGUGUUGAUUAUCCAGUUGGUUGAGUAAACGCACAUGCACAAAUAUUUGCACUGGACUGGUUUGAAAUCAAAGCAAGCGUCUCAGAGUUUUAGUAACUUAGCGAAACGAUAUUUUGGAAUGUACAUACUAAGAAAUUGUGAGAACCAUACAGACAAGUAAGAAAAUAUGCAUACAUUUACAUAUGUAUGUAUAUGGUGUUGGCUGGACUAAACGUUGCCUGUAAAAUCGCCUCAUGGAAAGACCCUAUUAGAGAGAGGCAAGUUUUUAUUAUUUAGUAGAAUGAUACAAGAAAUA